Molecule: messenger RNA, 16545 nt
Organism: Anopheles maculipalpis
Lineage: Eukaryota; Metazoa; Arthropoda; Insecta; Diptera; Culicidae
Gene: tweek
Product: transmembrane protein KIAA1109
Exons: 19
Coding region: 7-16545 (5512 amino acids)
Biological process (GO): synaptic vesicle endocytosis
Source: RefSeq, a predicted model, not a curated record
AGCAAAAUGAGUUACGAAGUGACGGAAGAAACAGCCUUCAAUGGCGACGAUCUGAUGAGCAUGGGUCAGUUCAACAUGACCCAGCCGCUGGAGGAUAUGAAGCUGGACAAAAACAUGGUAUGGUUGCUGGUGUCGCUUCUUUCUUCGAUCGUUUGGAUGGUGUACAUCACGUUCUACAAUUCCCGGCUGUUUGGUUGCAUCAUUACAAAGCUGGCGAAUCGGUUGUACGUGCGUGGUGCUUACUUUAAGAUCGGUUCUCUCAAUGUGAAUCCUCUCGCUGGGAAGAUCAUGUUCCGGGAUGUGGUGUACGUGUGUUUCGAUUAUACGGUGCGCGUUCAGGACGGUUACUUCAUAUUCCGUUGGUGGCGUUCGUACGUCCCGAAGGAUGUGUCGGAAGAUUUGUCCCACUCCGAUACCCGACUGUCGGUGAUGCUGAACGGGUUCGAGGUACACAUCUACAAUCGGUCCGAUCUGUACGCACGGUUGGAGAAAACGUUCGGACUGAAACCGUCCGUGUUGGUACCGACCGAGGACAUGAAUGCGGAGGAAAUAGCAAAGUUUAAAGAACAAAUUAUGAACGAUGAAAACCAACGACAUAUUAGUGAAGCAUCGGCCAAGAUUAAAAAACCCCGCCCGGAAGCUAUGACGGCAACAACGUGGCGUGAUCUAAUCCCGGUCAUCAAGAUCGACAUCUGUUCGGGACGGUUUGCGUUUGGGAAUCGUCUGACGCCGACGACGCUUUCGCUAUGUGUGGAGGAAGCGCACUGCGUUUACAGUACGAAACCGGCCGUAUCGAAGCUGGACCACUUUAUGCACUUCGUCAAGGCGAAGGUAGAAAAUGCGAAGGUUUUGCUUGCGCCGAGCCCCAAAUUUACCGGUAUGGUAGAUGAACCGCCACGCUACAUGGGCGAAGGCUUCGUGGUGAUGAUGUCGAACCUGAUGGAACUGUACUUCUACAUGGACGAGGCGGGCAUUGUGCCAGAAGAACCCGUUACACUGACGCUUGCCAAUGGAGAUGUGGUGGAGGCAGCGCCACCGGUCUGGGGAAUCGAUAUCAAGUGUGGCAAGGGUACGGACUUUAGCUACGGUCCGUGGGCCGAUCGACAGCGUGACCAUCUGUUCAAGUUUUUCUUCCCGCCCGAUUAUCAACCCAUGGCGGUAACGAAACCACCCAAACCGGGUGAUCGACGUGAGGUGCGAUCGUUCGACAUCAGUCUCUGCACACUGAAUGAAGCAACGAUCGAUGUGUUGUUUUCGAAGAACAAGGAAACGAACGCAGUGCAUGUGAACAUUGGUGCGGGAUCGUAUCUGGAAGUGACGUUGCCAUGGAUAAUUCUGCAGGAUGGUAUGGCAACGAAGGUGACCGGACAGUUGCUACACGUAGAAGCCACAACCAGUUUGCAGUAUCGUAGCUUGGCCGAGUGUGAAACGCUGCAAUUUAAUGUUCAAGUGCAUUACCCAAUCAAAUGGAACGACCAUCAAGAGUGGACAAUUAAUCUGACCGGCAGCAAAGCAACCGCUUACAUCGUUUUCUCCCACAAGGAGUUCUUCCAGGAUUUGAUCGAAGAUUGGGCAUCCAAGGCACGCCCAGACAUUCUCAGCUUUGUGCCCUACACCUGGAAGUUCGGUGUCAUUCUGAAGGAGUUUGAAAUACUCACGCUAAGCAACGAAUUCAAUUGGAUCGAUUGUUCCAGCACCAACCAAGAGAACCACCAUCUCGCUUUCUGCGGUGAUCUGUUCGAUCUUAGCUUCUCCCUGCCCUUCGAUGACUUUCUACCGGUGAAGCUUCCGAUCGUGUUCUGGAUCCACGGGGAAGGACUCGAUCUAAGCAUGUACAUUCCGGAGAUAUCCAGCAGUCGACCAAUUCUACUAGCACUGGACGAGAAUGCACGCAUUCUAACGCGUGAUGGCAAUGUGAAGAAACGAUCCGAGCUGAUCAACAAAAAGUGGCGUCGUGUGUGUCAACGAGCGGUCGGUUGGAUUGACUGUUGGACGGUACCGAUAGUGGCGCUAUCGAUCAAGUACAUCUACCAUCCGAUGCCACCGCUAGGGCCUGAUCCACAGGCAGAUAUAACAACGCCGGAAAAAGAGGAAAUACUUCUGAGUCCGAUGCGUAUCCCGAAGAUGCGCAAAUCACCUGCCAUUGCGUGGACUACGGUUGGAGAAGGUGGGGCGCCACGUUUCGAUCCGACCAGUCUACCGCCGGACCAGGUAUCGGUGGAGCUAGAAAUUGGAUCUUCGGUAAUGCUAGCGUAUGGUGCGAUUCUGCGUAACUUUAUCCACCUGAAGGAGAACAUUUUCGGUGAGGAUCAAUCGUUUACCGAUAUGGAGAAUUCCAACAGUAAAAAUGCGUCACGAAGCAGUCCACUGGCUGGAGGGCUUGGGAAAUCUACCGGCUCAACAAAAGAUGAUCCUUCAAAGUCGCUAUCCGAGACGAGCCUUAACCCUGACGAGAAACCGAAGCGAUUCGAUCCACGGCUCUAUCGUCCACUGGAGGUGAUUGUAAGUGUAACAAUACACGACCUACAGGCACACGUAAUGAAGAACUGUAACGAGAAUGAUCCACCUUGUCCGAUUGUGUUGAUCGAACGGCUUGGGUUCGAGAUGAAGAAGCGUUUCUACGAAACGGAGCUGCAGGUACUUGUAAGCCCAUCGUUUCUCAUAUCUUCCGACAAUACGAUUCGUCCCGGAAAGGAUAAACAUCUACGGCAGGGUCAUCUGUUGCUCUCGGCGGUCCAAGUCAGAGGACAUGCGAUGUUUAGCAACGAAGGCCGUCAGCUGGAAGAGGAAACGCUCGAGUACGCUUGGCUACUGGAAGUACAGCUUGGGAAGUUAUCGGGUAAAAUGACAUUAUCACAACUUUGUAACGUUGUAACUGGAUUGGAAACUCUCGCCUUUCUUACGAUGGAUUCGGAGAAUGAAUUGAAAUCACCAAAAACUGUCCGUUACUGUCAUCACGGAGUUCCGUCAAGCUCGUGCCCACACACGAAGGAAGACGCCAAAUAUCGGUGUCCUUCGACGGAAGAUAUCAAGUACCGAAUGACGCGUGUUGCCGUCGAUGCGGUCGAUCUGUAUCUGAUAGAAAAUGGAACCGCUAUGCAUACGUGGAUAUCUCCGGUCCGUUUGGCCACAUGUAAUCUGCACGGCCAGCAAGUAAAAUCGGGCAUAACGGGGCUCGUUCCUACAAUACUCCUCCGCCAGUUUGUCUCCACCGGUGGACAUUUUAGUCAGUACAGUAGUGGCAAUUCGCAUAGCAAUACCAACACUACUGGCAGUAGCCGGUCAGCUAAGCUACACCAUCAAAACUCAACGAAACAUGCACCGGAAGAUGGCUAUCGCAAGUCGUCCGAUGAGACGGGUCCAAUCUAUCGACGCACCACGAUGGAUGAUGGUGGACCGAUGAUAACGUCCACCGGGUCUGGUUCAUCGGCGGGAGUUAUAAAGUCCGGAAGGCGUGAUAAUGCAGUAGAACCACCGUACCCCCAGCACAGAAAAGACUCCAAGGAACAUAGGGACGACCCGUACGGGUCAAUGUCGAGCCGAAAGGGUCGUUCGGAUCGAACGGAAGAUCCUUCCAUUCACUAUCGACGUGACAACAAGGAGGAUCCUUACGCUUCGCUUCAUUCGGCAAGGAAUAGUGGACGUGAAAUUGAUUCAAACGAACCCUGGCUAGAGGUCGGUUGUGUGUCACUUGGACCGAUUAUUAUAGAAGCAGCAUCGGCGCUUCCCAUACCGGAGCAUUGCUUGCAUUUGGUGCAGCAUAGCUACCUAAAAGUGCACGAUGAAAAGAACAAGAAACUCUGGUUCCUCUGGUCCACCAGCACAGACCCGGUACGAUGCGGAUGCGUUGGUGGUUGUGCCUUCUUUGGCACAAACCGCAAUGGACCACGAUUCUUUAAACCCUGUGCCCAAGACAUUCAGGAAUUUAUCAACAUCGCUCGCUAUCACAUCCACCCGAACCCACGGGAGUAUGGCUUUGGGCAGAGUUUACUGCACGAAGGUCAGCUCGUGUUUCACACACCACCGUACAGCUUGCAGCCAGUUUCCUUGCAGGAAUGCUACGAGUACAUUGGAAAACCAAAUCUCCAUCGCUCUGGUCAUCGACAUCCGCCAGCACAUGGAGGUGGUGCACCGUCUGCCUGUUGUGGCACUGGUAUAACGAUGGACAGCAAGUCACCUCAUUUGCCGCAAAAGCACGAGGCGAUGCUAGUGCAAAAAACGACAUCGGCUGAAAUUUCACCCAACAAUACUCUUAUUCGGGGUGCUAGUGGAGGUGUUUCCGCAGGCAGUGGUGCGACAACACUGUCCGGAACCGGUCCAGGAGAACGAUCCGGCAAAUCUUCCCUGGAGCGAGUGAAGGAGAAAGACGUUGGAUCGCCGCACGGUUCGGAUCGUGCACGCGGAAGACGAUUUUCGUACACCAGUGGAAGACAAAGCACAAUUCCACACGAUGUUCCGUACUGCCGUCUGCUGGAUUCCAGCCCAAAAACCACCGCAAACAGCUCGAAAGUGUCCACCCCGACGCCCGGUCGCAUGGAUGGAACGGAAUCCCGGCUGCUAACGCCGAAAGGAUUUAAGGUGCCAGAAUCUUACGCUCCCAAAAUGUACGCUUCCGACUCGCGACUGACAGUGGACAAAUAUUUGCAGGGCGAGCUGGAUGGGCCGUUCCUCUCGGAGGAUCAUCACAAUCAUCAGCAUCACCAUCAUCAUCCGGGACACUACCAGCAUCAUCCACAGUACCAGCAGCAACAGCAGCAGCAACACCAUCAUCAGAUGAUGCUAGAAAUGUCCCACUCUGCACCCUCCCCGGGACAUCCACUUGCAUCGGAUUCGGAACAAUCGCUCGGUGGAAUCCUUCCGACCAGUACCGGCAUUCGCCCGAUGCCUUCGGAUGAUGUGAUAAUGCGUGAUGUACAGCGUACCGUGUCGCUAACGUCGGAGAAUCCUUCGGAAGCGUUCUUUUCGGCGGAUGAAGAUUUGCAUGCAUCGCGCAGUUCCAGCCUCAAAGCUGGAGUGGUCGAUCACCAUCCACAUCCGGUGGCGAUACAAAAGAAACGGUUCGCAUCGGAUUUGAGCAUCGUAGGACCGAACGAGCUGGAGGGACGGCUUGCAACGCACCGGAGUGAUUACGAGAUCCAUACGCCCGAACAUCGUAGCCUCCCGAUGAGACCCCAGUCAACGGCUGAGCUGAACGAAGAGGAACGGCGGCUCCACGGUCUAGCGACACCGAUGCGUAAGUUUAGCAACAUUUCACCACGGCCCGAGUUUCGCCAUUUUAAGCCAGUUUAUGAUGUCGAUCCACAAGACUCUUCAGAAUCACAUUCGCUCUCUUCAAGUUCCUUCAUAUCGGCCCUCUCGUCACAAGAGGACAUCACGCUGGUCAAUCUACACAUGCAAAUAAACCGUCCAAUCGUCGACUCACCGCUACUGAUGGCCAGCUAUGUCACGCAUCUAGCGCAAGUACGAUGCUCCAACUGGUCCCACUGCUCCAUGCCGCUGGGAGCGGACGCUUUCUCCAUGCCGCUGUUCCAACAAAAUGAAGACGGAGGGCUUGUUUACAUAGGUGGCAAACUAAUACCACACUUCGACACGUACUCCAAUUGUCGUGAGGUCAAAAUUGUAUCGCGGUACGAUGUCCCUUUGGCGGGCAGUGGAGCCAGCAGUAAUUUGUCAGGUGCUGGGACAGGUGGAUUGUCCACCCUACCAAAACCGCAUCCCUGGGAUCCGAGCGUGCUGGUGAGGAGCAGCUUCGACAAGCAGGAGAGUAAGGAAGGCGAAAAUGAAUUCCUUAGCUCGCAAGGUGAAAUUGCGACACGCAACUCUAUUGUGGUUCGUUUUAAGGGACAGGUGGACGUGAUGCUAACACCGCUUCUACUUGAAGGUUUGCAAAGAAUGAUUGAAUCGUUGACACCAACUCUCUCUACACUGCAUCCAUUGAGCGUGAUCAAUGAUAUUCACGCAUCGUGCGUACGCAAAGUGGAAGCCGUGAAUAUACUGAAGCGUGAUCAAUCCCUGAGCUACUGGUCGCAGGUUCACUCUAAUUCGAAACGAUCAACCGCUGAGCGUAAUCUGCAAGGUCCGGGCGGACCAGUUCUAACAGACGUGUACGAAGAAAGUAUCUCCACCCAGGUGCAAGGUUUGAUCGUUCUACCAAAAAUCAAUGUUACUCUCAUUCAGAGUUCCGUUGUGGAGGAAGUGAUAUCGUUCGCUGCUCUUGAUAACGUCCAGGAGCUAAGCUGCGCAUCCUUGUUGGCCGUUUGCUUCGAAGGAGUAUCAACUCGGUUCCAUCUGGGUAAAACAACGAAAGCUUCUAUGCACACGGUCUACACACAGCCUACCGUUCGUUCCGGUGGCUUAAAGAAAAGUGGUCUGAUUCGAGGCACUCGAGCACUGUUGGCACAUCUAUCAUCCCAAACCCGCCCGGAUAACGUGCCUGGUGAACCAAUUCUUUUGGAAACAUCAGAAAAGCAGCUAGAGGAACUUAUCAUUACACUCGACAUUGGGAAAGCUCAUGCGCAACUUCGUCGCCUAAAGAACGAGUCGGCCAAUUUGCCCGAUUCGCAAAUAGUAAUAACGGCCAUACCAUCUCACCGCAGUCGUGCAAUGUUUGACUGUACCCGAAUGCCGGAUGAUACGGCAACAACUGCGAUGGAAGGCACAAGUAGCUUCAGUGGGCUGGGCUUUAUUAUGUUCGAAGGUGGACUAGAGGGUGUUAGCGUUAAGAUUGUGAAACGAUCUCAGUUUGAAAAAUCGGAAAAUGCGGAAGAAACUCUUAAACCUGAAGCGGAGACGAUACCAGCGGCAACGGUACACUCGGAUGCGAAUCAGAACAGCAUUACGUUGAACAAUCCGCUCAAUUUGGUUACACUGCUGAACGAAGCGGGUGGAAAUAUGGCUGCGGAGGCAUUGGCAAAGUUUGGCAUGAAAAAGCCGGGCACACCGAAAUCUGCCGGUGGCAGUGCAAAGGAUCGUUCGUCGUUGUUUGAUAUCAAAUCGAAGGAUAAGAUUACAACUACAACUACUACCACGACAACCACAACUACAACAACGGCGAUCCUUGGUGAUGGUGGCAAAACGUUCAAGACGAGCAUUAUUGUGCCGGAUGAGAUAGAUUUCGUUGGUGAUGGUACUCUGCCAACAUCAGCGUCACAUCAGACGCAAUCGCAACAGACAGCUGGCUCGUCUACGCAAGGAAUGUCGUCCACAAGUAAUGGACCAGGCGUUGGAACUUCAAAUGUAGGCCAGCCGCAUUCAUCUGCAAGCGCCAACGUUUCCGGCUCAAAUCGAGAUGAUCCAUCGUCAUCGAAAGCUGGUACCGCUGGUACAGUUGCACCUUGUAGCAACGACAAUGGCAAGACUUCUUCCUGUGUAAUCGAUUUCAAAACGGUUUGGUUCAACUUUGCCGCACCACCAAGAACACCGAUCACGCGGAAGAUUGACUACACGCGACUGGAUUGGAAUUUACUGAGCACAGCUUCGCCGGCCAUUACGGCCUGGAUGAAUCCGUGCAAUCGUUUCGCCAUCAAGGUGGUUGCCCUUAUGAAAGCGAUGUACAUUCGGAGGACGGCCGUAACCGUUGCACUUAUGGCCGAUGCUUGGGAGCGACCUUCGCUUCAUCGACCGGUAAAGAGCCGGUAUGGUGGUAAGUUUACGCCGCUCGCUAAAACGCUCCAAGAAGAUCCGAGCUGUCAGCUGUGUACGGUGCUGCAGAAGUUUGUGCUCGAUGAAUCUGCGGCCAAGAUUGAGUGUAUUCUGAAGCAGCAAUAUCUUCCACAGUUGAGCACAAUGCGUCAGGCUGUUAUCGUGUUAAGUCGGCAAUGGAAAAACGUCCUUUACAAUCCGAUGCUGUUCGAACAUCAGUACAAAGGAAAGCUAGCGAAACCGGUCAACGUUACAUUUGCUCUACCGCAAGACGAGGACGCCGAAGAUACGGAUGACAUCGAUACGGAUAAUUAUCCGGUAGGAGUGCGCGAAAACCAUCCACUGCUUGGGGAGGAGAACGAACACACGAUGCUGCUUGGCCAGUGCAUUCAACAACCGCAGCAGCAACAUCGUCAACAGUCGGCUGCAUCGGCAACAUCAACGGCCCCGACCCAGCAUACCACCGGUGGCCAUCAGCAGCCCCAUUCAUCGCUUCAUGUAAUCAAAAUGCCCGAUGAACCGCCGAUCCCAUCCGCGGCGACGGCAGUACAUAUCGUCACGGCAAAGCUGGCCGGCGAUUCCCUUAAUACCUCUCCCAGUACCACUAACAACUCGCACAACAACAAGCUGCGGAAGAAAUCGUCGGUAAAAAGUUUCAUUCCACCGGCAGCGCCACCGUCGCGUGCUAGCAUACAGAUGUUCCCGAUCAUCUUCGACAAGCAGCAGGACCCGGUCGGGGUCGAGUACGGUGCACUGCGCGAAGGUUCCGUACCGUCCGUGUGCAGCUCGUCCGAUUCGAUGGAUAAACCGUGGACACCGCCAGCCAACCACAAGGAAGAUCUGUAUUCGUGGAUGGCAAAGCAGCAGAGCGAAAGCACGAAGCAGCGGGAAAAAGAAAAAACUACCCAAAACAAUCGUCCUGCGUCCCAGAACCGUCCCGCGAUCCAUUCGGUGAAGUACAUGCAGGAUAACAAUCGCAUUCUGGAUGCACAUCUAAUCUUCGAACCAAUGCUAACCUGCCUCGGAGUCAUGCCACAGCAGAUGAUCAACAACGUAUCGAACAAAGACGUUUCUUCCCUAGAAAGUCUGGGAACGAAUCUUUCGCUCGUCUGUUCGUUCGAUACAAUUCGCAUCGAUAUCGUUGUCAGUGAGGCAGGCGACAGUAAGAAACCGCCGAAGCAGAAAGACCCGAAAAAGCGUGGCAAUGGCAAGUUUACGAUCAUUAUGCCCGGCGAACAGCCUGCCUUCCUGUGCGAACAAGUAGGUGUUGAGCUGGAGGUGCGAAAAAUGACCGAUGGCUUCCCGGACGACACAAAGCCUGCCAUGCUGUACGUUUCCCGUGGUCAGCUUAAAAAACACACCAGCACGGUAAUUAACUUCAGCUUAAAUGUGCGCUACAUUGCGCAGCAAGUAAACAUGCCACUGCUGCGAUUGCUUCAUCAAAUCACAAACAUGUACCAAAAUGUAAAAGACGCUCAGAAUGAGCUACGGGAAGCUCAUCCGGAAAAUGGUGGCAAACGUAGCGCACCGCUUAAGGACGAAUCUAGCCUAGCGUCUGAGAUAAACGAUCCGACACUGAUGGGAUCGCUAAAUGAACCGCUAAUGGCACACAUUGAAACGUCCGGCAUCUUUGACUACACCGACGAACGGUACGACAAGUUCAACGAGGACAUUUCAACAAUGCGGCACGAGUUGCGUCACUCGAUUAGCCGUAGCAAGAUGCCAACGCUUGGACCGUUGAUUCCGCUGACACCGUCACCGAAUUCGCGCAAUCGUCCGCAUAGCUUUGCUCAGAAACUCCGAAGCACAAGCAAAACGGUUAAGGGCAAGUUGGGCUAUACGAACCUCAACGAAACGAUCAACACACCGAUCAAGAUGAGCCCGACGACGGGUGGAGGAUUUUCAUUUACCGACGCUCAAACGAAACAGUCGCUGGAGGCAAAGAAUUCACUCACAGGCGCAGCUUCGAGCACGUUUGGAGAUUUCACUGCACCGUUUGAUCGGUCCACGUUUACCGGACCAAUUCACAGCAUUCUGGAUACACCGAAAUGUUGGAAAACGGUUUACCAUUUGCUGGAUCUUUACUCAGCAAUGCCGGAAACGAAAACAAUCGCUCACCGUGUAUCCAUUUCACCCGACGCAGUGGAACAGAUUAAAGCCAGAAAAUACAAUCUACUUCACGAAAGCAAGACACUUCGCGAUGAGGAAGAACUCAUCGGAAGCCACGGAACAACGGGCGGUAAUGGGGCCGUUAAAGAUGUCGGCGUUAUAACACAGGAACGUACACGUUUGGUUGUUUUCGGUGUGGCAAAGAUACACCGCACCAGACUGCUGGCUUCAUUGAGUGGUUUGAAGCUGGAAGCGGAAAUUACUGCCCUGCACAGCAGCACGACUUGGCGUAAAAAAUCACGCCCAGCUUCACUUGAGUGUUCACUGACUGGACAAGUCGGUAGGGCGAUGAUUGUGCUGCUGGAAGGAGCUCAACCGAAUCAGCAAACCGUGGUGAAGGUAUCGAUCGGCAAGAGUCAAACCCUGUAUUCGAGUAUAACGCGCCGUGGGAAAGAUAAAAAUAAUGGAUUGCUCUCUAUUGGGAUCGUAAAUGUGGACAUUCCACAGCAUCCGGUCGCACUGCAUGGUAUGAUGACGAGAAGUUCGAAACAGAUUUCUUCGACGCUUCAGGAGCUAAGAGUGACGCGAACUUCGGCCCGACUGACGCGUCAGAAUGAAGAACCGGAAUCACCAUUGCAUCAUCAUCAGCGCGAUACCCGUGACAAGGCAACACCUUCCGCUACUACCAAUCAACGCAAACACAGCACAGCUACGGUACGAACGAUGACUGGUGCAAUGACAGGCGCGGCGGGAAGUAAUCCGAGUGGACUUCUUCAACCGCUCGUUAUGCAAUUCAACAUAAUAUUGCAGAGCUUGUCGAUAAGUGCUGCACUGCUACCAUCGCUCCAGGCACAGUAUAAAAUGGAUCAUGUAACGUCGACUGGUGUUACCGGAAGUAAGGCGAAAUUUACCGUCGAUCUACCGAAUCAUUCGCUUAGCUUUACGACCAAGAUACAAACCACAGAAACGAACCUGCCCUCGGAGGCUUGCAUCGCUCUGCCACCGGUUCACGUUAGUGCAGAAUAUGUACCGGAAAGUACAACCGAAGAGGUACCGAUCGAUGGUGUGGUGCUACGUCAGGGUGGUUAUCUUGCAGCAUCGGCCGAAAUCGGUGUUUUUGAGCGCUGUCUUACAACCGAUCUACUGAACCAUCUCGUGUUUGUACAGAAAGUGUUCAUGAAGGAAGUGAACGAAGUGGUGCAGAAGGUUUACGGCGGAGAAAAGCCGGUACCUCUCUGGCUGGAGGAAUCCGAAGACAAUGGAUCCACCAUCAAGCGUAUUCUGUUUUCGCUCAAUAUUCGCGUUAAGCGCAUUCAACUUACCGCAACAACACCCUGCUCAUCGGCCGUACGCUUUGAAACGGGACAGCUGGAACUGCACCUAUCGAAUCGUGUGAAAAACAUUGCAGACGCUUCCAAUACGAAGCUUUUCGGGAAGGCACAAAUCGAUCUGAACCUGUCCCUGGGACAGAUUAUAAAGAACAUCAUCUUUGACGAGGCAGAACCGGAAUUUCAACAGCAUGCCUUCUUCAACACCACAAUCGGGUUGAGGAAUGCGUUCCAAAAUGAAAUGCUAAACGAUGAUAAGGAGUUGGUGCUGAUCACGCUGAAACGGCCACUGAUCUAUGUGCAACCGAUAGCAGUCGAUAAAGCGAUACUGGUGUGGUUGAAUUACAAGAACGCGUAUGAGUAUUGGACGGAAAAACGGGCCAACCUCAACAAAGAAGUCCUAAUGGCAACGCAGCAAGUCCUGGAAAAGGUACCAUUCGGUCAGAUUAGUCAUCAUUUGGCAACGACGGCGAACCUUUCAACCCUAUUUCUGCAGCUAACGGUCGAAGAUAUGGGAAUUUGCUUGCCGCUAAAUCAACCUCCCCAGAUAUGGGGCAAUCGAUCGGUGCAAGAUUUCGAACAAAAGGGAGCCGUGGUUAUUACGCUCGAGAAUACAAUCAUCUCAGCCUGUAGUUCUGGAUCGCUCGUGUCGAAAGGACGCUUUGCUGGACUUUGCCUACGGUUUGCUGAGGACUUUGAUUCUUCACUCGACGAGUGGAAACCCAACAUGAACGAUUCGAGCAUCAUGAAUCUUUGCGUAGUUUCCGAAGGCACGUACGAAGUUUGUUCACGUACGAUUGCCGCCAAACAUCCGGACAAUGCGAAAUGGUUCCUAAACGUCAAAUGGCAGAUGGAAGGGGUAGACAUUCAUCUAGAUGUUAACAUAGGCAAACAGUUGUCAGCACUUGGACACACACUAACUAUGCUUACUGGAUCGGAAGAUGAUGAACCGAUAUCGUCCGAUACGCCCGAUAGUGACGACAUUGAUGCAUCCGGGCAUCAGGGUGGAAAGGAUUCGAAGUCACGCAAAUCGGUUGAUUCGUUACCAUCGUUCCUGUUCGAUACGACGCUGGAUCCGAAGAAACGAUCGCUGCUGAUGGAGAAUGAAAUCAACGAGCAGACGAAGAUCGUGAACGAUUUCCGUACGCUGGGUGCGUCAGCGAGAACGAUCGAGAAUGAGGAACGACGAUUGCAAGAACUGCAGGCGGUUUAUUACAAAUAUUUCCGCCGUGAUAUGAUACAGAAAUGGAAACGUCCAGCGAUGCGUAAACCAAUGUUAAAGGCGGCGAAUCGUUCCCGCUCCUUCGUUGCACCAUCACCGACCAGAGAGGACCUCAUCGACGCUGGUUGCAUCGAUGGAUCUAAUGGACACGUGGGUGCGAGCGUCGGUUGUGGUACCAGCAGUGUAAUGGAUGCCUUCACAGGUAGCGACGACAUGAGCAGUCUGCAAGAGUCACCCAAUUCGGGACCAUCUCGAACUGCAUCUUUAAGGGUAAAAAUUCCACCAAACUCUUCACGGGUAACAUUCAGUGAAACGAUGCGUCAAUCAUCGCUGCCCAGUGCCGAUUCGGAUGUGGCUGCCUAUUCGGAUUCUGGCCUGGACUGGCCCCGUUACGAUUCGAGCUCGGUUACGUCGGACGUACCACAUUUGCUCGAGAUCGAUGGGGAGCAGGUUGAGCUGCGCAAGAAGAGCCCGAGCCAUCCGCAGAAACAGCAAGAACCUAACAUAGAUUUCGAACUAGACAUAAAGGUACUGGUUAAUUCGGGCAAAUGUGUGCUGCAUACCAAAGAUAUUCAUGACGAGCGACUAUCAUCCACUAUGGCCGGUGGAAAUAAUAACAGUACUAAUGCUAAUGCUUCAAUGGCUGCUGGCAACAACGCUUCCAUGGCCGGUAAACAUCAUAAGCGUGAGCGUAGUACAGGUGGAGCGACAGACUGGGGUAGUCCUGUUCCUCCACGUCGUAAUAAGGAUAAAUCGCGGUUGAAGUACAACACGACACCAUACACGGCCCUGGUCGAUUUAACCAUAUUCCACAUUCCCGGACUGGAUGUAAAGCUUCAGUAUCAAUCGAAAACCGUCGGUAAUGACGAUGCUUCUCCGCGUCUUAGUACCACAGACCCGUUCGGAGUGUCACGCAAACUGGCAUCGAAACGAGCGACCCUGUUCGCCUGGAUGACGCUUCAAAGUAUCCCCGAGGAAACGAUCAUUUCGCCACAUAUUCUAGAAUUUUUGGAACAAACACUCGAACCAAUACCGUCCUCGAAGGGAACAGGUGGAGUGUCUGGUAUGAGUGGUAGUACCGUUGGUGCUAGUGGAGUCAACGGUAGUGGUGUUCCACCGUCUGGUGGAGGAGUUUCAAAUCCAGUCAAUCUACAGAUGCUGGAACAUAACUAUGCCGCUGUUUAUGCCAGUUUCCCCGUCGAUGUGGUGGUUUACUUCCACAUGCAACCGUCGACCUUCCGGUUCUCGUGUCUUCCGGUAUCACGCGUCGAGUGUAUGCUGCAGCUUCCCAGUCUGGACAUCAUCUUCAGCUCGAAUCGCCAGGAUGAUGAUACAUCCGGUGGGCAUACAGCGCCGGGCGAAUCAACGACAUUCCCGGGUGCAGAUGGGAAAGUAGCGGGAGGACUUAGCGUGACCGGAUGUUUGGCCGACUUUAACGUUUACAUCUUCCAUCCAUACGGAGGCAAAAAGAGCAAUCUGAAGGAAGCUCAUCAGUUCUCCCCGCUUGCCGACAGUGAGCGUAAGGACUCGCUGAGCAUUAAUGUGGAGUUUGUAAAAUUUCAUAUCACACGCUCGAAAAAGAUCAACAUUGUCGAAACAGGCUUAUUAACGUCACGCAAACAUUCCGACCAAGCUUCGAAGGCAACCAUCCGGUUUUCUACGAUCGUCGAUAUUGGUUCGGCAUCGUUUAAGUACGAUAUGCGUCGGUUAACGGAGAUCCUUGCAUUCCCGAAGGCAUGGUAUAGGAGAAGCAUCGUGCGACGCAUGUUCCUCGGGGACCUGGGCAUGCAGCAAACUAGUAUGUGUGAUCUCGAAAUACCAAUCAUACCGGAGGGAGGUAGCGUUGACGGUGUGUCGCGGACGAGCGAACGAGAAGCAUCGAUCGAUGUGGAGAGCAGGUUGGGAAGUCGAGGUGAAAAUUUAAAUCGGGAUCGGCUGCGACUGAGUCUGGAGAACAUCGGAAUGGGAACGGGCGGCAGUGGUGGCAGCAGUGCAUCUUCAACCGCACGGAUUAAGGAUCAAAAGUCUUCGAGUCUUGAUUCCACCUCAUCACCAUCGGAUGUCAAUCAGGUUACGUCCUGGGAAACGCUUGUUCUGUUUGCAAUCAACUUCACAAAAUUGAACGUUCAGAUGAACAUGGGCAAUGUGAUGGGAAAUAUAGUGUGGUUAACGAAGGCUUUCCGAAGCGAUGGAAGACUGAGUAUUGGUAGCACGGGACAUAAGAAUAUGUAUAUCGGAGUGGGUUUGGGUGGAUCCUCGCUGGAUGCGAAGGGUGGUAUCGUUGGUGGUACAAUCGAUCUUAAUCGUAUCGAUACGUACAUUCACAUACGUGAAGAUCCUGGCUCUGAACCGGAUCACAAGGUUGGCAUCAAGCUGAUGGCACUGGAGCUGAAAUUCGACUACAUGGGUACGAGCGUGUUGAUGACGCGCGUUAGUUCGUUAAAUGCACAGCUACGCGACGAAUGGAAGUUCUCCAAGGAUCAUGAUUUCGGCAACAAACUUCCAACCAACUAUCCUGCAAUCAUACUAAUCCACGGAGACCUAUCCUGGGAUCAACUGCAGAUGAUGAUUUCCAAGUCAACCACCGCAGACAUACUGAAGAUGUUCUACAAACUGGAGGAAUUCUUCUCACAGCAGUUCAAAUCGUCUAAGCGUGUGUUUUCAAGCCUGGAACCACGGCUCGCUAAUUCUUCCCUGAGAACUAGUGUGCGUCGUCGGGAGGAGAAAAAAUCUCUCGGAGGUGAUGCAUCGAUCCAUGACGCGCGACAUCAUCGACACUGGCAGCGACCACUGAAGCAAACCAAGGGACUAUGGUUGUCGACGUUGGGUGUACCGCUGUCCAACAUUGGUACCGUGCUCGGUGGUACGAUGGAACUGCACGGACAAAACAUUUCGCUUGCUUGCUUCCACGGUAUCAACUUUAAGGCAAAGUCGUGGGCUUUGUUCAGCCUGAAAGAACCGUGCAUCGAUUUUGCGACCGAGGCGCAACACGUUGAGUCAACGGAAGAGGUGCACAUCAUACAGACGCUAACGUUUGGGCUCGGUAUGAACAGUCAACAACCACCGCAACAUCACUCGAACGCGACUGUGGUGAGGAUGUCCAGGAAUGUCAUCUUUCCGCCUCAAUUUAAAACGUUGCACGAGUGGUUCCACUACGCUUUCGCCAACAGUGAAAUUGAUGGAGUUGAUCGUUUCCCGGUAAUUGAGCGUGACAAGGAGCACAACACGAACUCAAUUGAAAGAGCACGCGGGUCAGGUUCGGGUUCCGCACCUCAUCAGAAACUCCAGGACCCUAACCACAAUCGGGAGGUGAUCUUCGCUUUGCCAAGCUUGCAGCUUCACUUCAAGACAGAACACCUGCAAGGCAUCUCUACUCCUGAUACAGCGCAGGACAAACCAAUGGUGGAGUGUAGCUUCAUCACGGCGUUCGAGGAUCACAUCUUCGUAACGGUCGAUGCGGAUGCAUUUUUCUUCCUACACGAUCUCAUUACUUCUUACCUUAGCGAGAAAGAAAAAGUGCUCGGUACAAUUACCACCAAUCGAUCCUCUUCGCCUAAUCCUGCUAAUGUAACUCCACCACCACCAUCCGCAAGCGGAGCUACUGCCGGUCUUUCGGUACUGAAAUCGGGCGUUACGUUAAAAACGAGUACAUCCAACUUGAUGUCUGGGGCUGCGCCGUCUAUGUCAUCACUUGGCACCCAAGACUCGACCUCUAGUCAAUCGAUUGCAGCCAACGGUGGUAGUUCGGUAGAGUUGAAUGACGUUGGUGCUUCCCAAACAGCCGGAACAGCAACAACAUUGCUGGGAUCUAAAACAACCAUCCCUCGCCCGGUAGAUGAAGCAAAGAAAGCAAUUGGAAAUAACGUUUCCAGUCCUGCUACUGCGACAAGCAGCAGUAUUGGCGGAUCAGCUGCCGCAGGAAAGCAGGUGAACAUUGUGGUAGAAAAAUCGGACCUAGAAUCGUUUAUGCGAACCGAUUGGAGACAUUUUAACUGCAAAACAUGGCACCUGGAACCGACUGUACGAUUACUUUCGUGGGCCGGUAAAUCGAUCGAACCGUACGGGAUUGAUUACAUCCUAAACAAGCUAGGCUUCAGUCACGCUCGCACCACCAUCCCGAAAUGGCUGCAACGUGGUUUCAUGGAUCCGCUCGAUAAGGUCGAAGCACUGCUAAUGCUACAGUUGCUCCUGAUGGUGAAGGAUAAUGGGUCGUCGGACGAUAAGGAUUCGAGCAAAGAUAAAUGA